AUGUCCGGCUCCUGCUGCGGCUCCACCUGCUCCUCCCUGGGCUGCGGGGGAGGCUGCUGCCAGCCCUGCUGCUGCCAGCCCUGCUGCUGCCGCGACCCCUGCUGCUGCCGCCCCGUGAGCUGCCAGACCACCGUGUGCCGCCCCGUGACCUGUACCUGCCGCUGCACGCGCCCCAUCUGCGAGCCCUGCCGCCGCCCCGUCUGCUGUGACCCCUGCUCCCUGCAGGAGGGCUGCUGCCGCCCCAUCAGCUGCUGCCCCACGUCCUGCACGGCCGUGGUCUGCCGCCCCUGCUGCUGGGCCUCCACCUGCUGCCAGCCCAUCUCUGUGCAGGCGCCCUGCUGCCGCCCCCCCUGUUGCCAGCCUGCCCCCUGCCGCACCACCUGCAGGACCUCCUGCUGCUACUAA
Prionailurus viverrinus (fishing cat) is the source of this 405-nucleotide messenger RNA. RefSeq names its product keratin-associated protein 2-3-like. Bases 1 to 405 code for a protein of 134 amino acids. The record is from RefSeq and is a predicted model, not a curated record. Gene Ontology annotation, cellular component: keratin filament. NCBI's taxonomy places the organism in Eukaryota, Metazoa, Chordata, Mammalia, Carnivora, Felidae. The transcript has a single exon.